Menidia menidia (Atlantic silverside) is the source of this 663-nucleotide messenger RNA. The record is from the annotation of a GenBank genome assembly. Lineage: Eukaryota; Metazoa; Chordata; Actinopteri; Atheriniformes; Atherinopsidae.
AAGGAAUUUGCGUCAACUCUUAAGUACCACAUCAGUGCAAAGCAUCCAGGAGUUAACCUGGAGGAAGGACCACGACCUAGCACGUCCUGUGACACAAGCUCUAGCAGUCAACCUCAUCAUCAAACCACACUGGAGCAAACACUGAAACGUAAACUAAGCAAAUCUGCAUGUGACCGACUGAGCAAUUCCCUUGCUAAGUGGAUCGCAAUGUCUUGCAGACCAGUUUCAUUUAUAGAAGACAGGGGGUUAGCAGAGGUUUUGCAAAUAGCCUCUUCAGACAUGACAUAUAACCCGCCAUCACAAACCACCAUUAUGUCAAAAAUCCAGCAGCUGUACGACACUGAAAAAAAACCCAAAAGGAGACGUACUAUUAGCAACCACAAUUACCUCGGUGUUACGGCACACAUCAUUGACUGUGAAUGGAAACUCCAGUCAUUUGCAUUAGCAAUGUUAAAAGCGGAGACCGGGCAUUACGCCGAUGCUUGCGCCAGGCAGUUUUUGUCUGUGGCGGAGGCAUGGGGAGUUCAACCAAAGAUCACCACGGUUGGCACAGACAGCGCCCGAAACAUGAUCGCUGCGGCAUAUGAGCACAUGCCUUGUGUUGCUCAUAUGUCACAGAGAACCGUCUCUUUUUGCCCCAGAGACAGUGACACGUUAGCAAAG